Messenger RNA from Tuber aestivum (summer truffle), 1154 nucleotides. NCBI's taxonomy places the organism in Eukaryota, Fungi, Ascomycota, Pezizomycetes, Pezizales, Tuberaceae. The record is from the annotation of a GenBank genome assembly.
GACUGCCCAACUCCUCUCCCGGAACAAGCUCUGCCAUCCAGGUGCCUGUCCGCGAUACCGACUUAUCUACUCCCUUCCGCAUUAUUCGCCAUCAAGCAAUAACUAUGGCCCCUCACGGCCCACCUCGUCUUCCUCCCCCGCCAUCCCCCCAAUGGGUGAUUGACCUGAACAACCUCCCUUCCUCUCGCCCUAGGCCUAAUCCUUCCAUUCCCGAUCCCCCGGGCUUCUCCCAGGGCUCCGCCGGCAAAGUAUGCUUCACGUACCCCGUAUUAUCGCAGGCUUUACUCAUCUCUGUCCCAGGGAAAAUCGAGUAAAUCUCACCCGACCCCUACACCCACUGAAACCGAUGACCUCUUCCUCAAGAAAGCAUGGGAGCUCGCCCUAGCACCGGCAAAGUCAAUCCCCAUGAACGCUAUAAUGAUGUACAUGUCCGGCAACACUCUCCAAAUUUUCUCCAUCAUGAUGACUGUCAUGUUGUUCAUGAACCCUCUCAAGGCACUUUCUACUGUUGGCAGUACCUUUGCUCGGUUCGAUAACGAAAGGACUCACACAAGACUCUGGCCGGUCAAGCUUGCUUACAUUGGGCUUCAAAUUGCUACGAUUGCUCUUGGUAUAUGGAAGGUCAACGGGAUGGGGCUAUUGCCGUAUGUUUCCCUCGAGAAAUUUUGUUCUGUAUGGAGAUUUUGUUACUAACUAUUCCGCCCGCGGUCAGGACUACACCCUCCGAUUGGCUAGCUUGGGAAAGGGAACGGCAAAGUUUGGAGUUAUCUGCAAUGGCAUUUCAUUAACAGCUGUUACUUUGAAGGAGCUUCCUCUUGGCGCACAAGUUACAGCCCCGUUCUCUCGUUUUCCUUUUGAUUAGUAUGACGAAUAUCCACCGUUGAGUUGAAGAGAUAAAUCCAAUAGAAAUCAUAUAUUUUGAGAAAAAUAACCCAAUUCGUCCAUGACAACACACUAGCAUGGCUCAAAAUAGUCCGCCGUGCUGCACAAAUACUGCGUGCCCCAGGUAUCGUGCCAGUGUCAUAUCAGACCGGCACUUGCCCAUUCAGAAACCUCCGACCCCAGUUACUCGUACACACCUACAAUUUAGAAUCCACCCACUUCGGCUCCCUCUUCUCCGCAAAAGCCCUCAAGCCCUCCCUGAAAUUCUCCCC